AUGCGCUCCCAAGAUCAUCUCUCCAUUUUGAUUCUGCCACUUCUCUUUGGCUCAGCUGCUCAUGCAUCAGGGGCUACUAGUGUCUUCAUCAAUCAAGUCGUUGAGUAUGCUAAUCUCUCACCAUGUGCUGCACAACCAGUCAGCACCAUCGUGCGUGAUAUGGAAAAUGGCUGUGGCGAUGGUGGAAAGACAACAUCUUUAUCUUGCUUUUGUUUCCAAAGUUCGGCGCACUUCGCAAGCGUUAUUUCCAAGUCCGUGGCCUUGAACUGCAACGAGUCCGACAGCCAAGUCACCACUGCGCUCGAUGUUUUCGACGAGUACUGCUCAUUGGGCACUGAAUACUUCAAGACGGCUACUCCGACUUCUGCAUCAGCCAACGCGACGAGUACGGCGACGAGUCAAGCGACGACUACAACGGCGGCUUUAGCCACUCCAGCUGCAGUGGCUUCUAGCAGCGACGCAACGAGUACUACAGCAAUUUUAGCUACUACAGCUGCAGCGGCGUCCGGCAGCGACGCAACGAAAGGCACCUUGAGUUCUUCAUCUUCUAAAUCCAAAACAGCUGCAAUAGCAGCCGGAGUCGCUGUGCCACUAGGGGUUAUCCUCAUUUCACUUGGAAUAUUCUUUCUCUGGCGUCGGCAACAACAAAGGUCUAUGACGAGGAUAGACAGUACAAACGAUCCAAGGGCAGGUCAUCUGGCGAAUGGAAAUGAUGACUCUUACAAGCUAGGUGCUACCCCUAUAAAAAAGGGAGUAGACGUGGAGCUCGAAGAAAACCUUCCACAAUUGUGGGAACAUGACGGAAGAGAGCUUUGUGAGCUGGAGGCUUGGGAGAAGCCUGCCGAGCUACCUGCCAAAUCAAGCUGA
Penicillium taxi is the source of this 867-nucleotide messenger RNA. RefSeq lists its product as uncharacterized. Bases 1 to 867 code for a protein of 288 amino acids. NCBI's taxonomy places the organism in Eukaryota, Fungi, Ascomycota, Eurotiomycetes, Eurotiales, Aspergillaceae. The transcript is spliced from 2 exons. The record is from RefSeq and is a predicted model, not a curated record.